GUGAACAAGUGAUUUAACGCAGCCAGCUAGCCAUAUUGUCAUUCAGCCGAGCAGACAAACAGCAGUGUAAAACCUAAGAAAAGACACUUAGCGCUCCUAUUUAGACCGAUACAAGACUUGUGAAGUAGACCUCUAGAUAUUCAUUUAUAUUCGAGAAAUAUUUCUAUUUAAAUAUGGCAGAAAAUCCAGCUUACACGCCCUUUUUUGGUGUAAUGGGAGCUACAUCGGCGAUGGUAUUCAGUGCCCUAGGAGCAGCUUAUGGGACUGCAAAGAGUGGUACAGGAGUGGCUGCAAUGAGUGUGAUGAGGCCUGAGCUGAUCAUGAAAUCCAUCAUCCCUGUGGUCAUGGCUGGUAUUGUUGGUAUCUAUGGUCUCGUCGUCGCUGCUGUCAUUGCCAAUGGAAUCCCUUCAGAUCCAUCUGCUUACACACUAUACAAGAGUUUCAUGCACCUGGGUGCUGGCCUGAGUGUUGGUUUGAGUGGACUGGCUGCUGGCUUUGCAAUCGGAAUAGUAGGUGAUGCUGGUGUGAGAGGUACAGCACAACAACCAAGGCUUUUUGUAGGAAUGAUUAUCAUCCUUAUCUUUGCAGAAGUUCUAGGUCUAUAUGGUCUCAUCGUGGCUUUGGUGUUGUCAACAAAGUAGACCAGAUCCUCGCAAAAUAUAUAACAACAAUUAUUUGAAUCAUUAGAUAUGAUUGGGAACCUUUUAUAUCUCCUUUAAUGUUGUGUAUAGAGUCCAAUCAUGUGCAGGUACCUCAUUUACUUGGGGCAGCUUAAAAAUAUUCAAAGGACAAAACAAAAGCUCAUUACUAAGAAAGUGAAUUGGUAUUCAAAUGUCACUACAACAGGAUAGAAUAAUCUCAUGGGUUCUUUGGUAUAUUGGGGUGGAUUCUUUAUGGUAGCAGUAGUAGUAGUUUGCAGUACUUCUCUUUGUUCCAAUGUCAAUUAUUGAGAGAAAUAUUGUACAAAAAUUUAAAAGAAUAAUCUUGAUCCUUACUUACAUAAGCCUCUGUUUUUUCCAGCAAUAUUGAUGUCUAUGGUUAGUACAGUGUAAAUGAUUUCCCUAUUGACAGUGUAGAUGAUUAUCAUACAGGUAAUUCUUCAAGGAAAUUUCCUUUAGAAGACACUAAUGUCCAUCUUCCAUGAUUGAGGGUUAAUGUGCAAACAAUGCUUUCAUAUCAGUAUACACAUAGUAUAGUUAAUAUUUUAAAAUUGUGAAAAUUGUUUUAUAUGGAAAUCUUCUUAUUUGUUGAUGUUUAGUUUGUUUCAUGUUUACAGUGAAUUACUUGUCAUAGAAUAUAUAUUUCCAAUACUGGUACAUGUAUCUACAUUGAUCUAUGUAAAUUGGAUUGCUAGAAAACUUGAAUAUGUAAUUCGAAUGCGUUUUGUACUUCUAUAAGUCUUCAUCAGCUACAUUUUAGAUAAUGGCAGUAAUGUUAAUUUACUUGAAUGCAAGUUCUGAAAACAUUUUUAAGCAUUAAACAAAAAUUGUGUUACACAUUUUUUCAGUUCAUGUAAUACAAAUUAUAUUUACAAGCCAGGCUAGCUCUCUAUAUUUCACAUAUUAGGUGACAACCAUCAUUUUGAACUAGAUAUUCUUUUUCUUUUUUCCCUUUUUCUUCAUUAACAUCCUUUAGCAAGACAGUAAAAUAAUGUUAUUUGUCUCUCUAUCAAGAUGAAGUGAAUAGAUAUCUGGUAGAAAAGCACCUUUUCAAUCAAAAUACAUGUAUAUACUGUUCUUAUUACUUUUUGUUUUAUUUUUUAUUUCUAAUUUCUUUUCAAAUUUCUCUUUCAAAAUUUACCCUCUUUAUAGCAUUAAGCUUGGUUCUCGCAAGACAUGAAAAAAAAAUGAAACUAAAUACUUCAUACAUGUGAUAUAUUAAAGGAUCUCUGAUUAUGGACUAUUCUUUGGUAACACUCAAGGUUAAGGGUUUGUGAAUAAGAUUUAUUUAAAUUCGGGAAAUAUAAGUGCACAUUUAUACAUGUUUAUAUAUGCAGUAAGAAACUUCAUUGUGUAAAUACAUGUAGUUUGAACUUGAUUGCAUUGACAAAACCUUUUAAUUGAACCUAAAAUGAAAAAAGGAGCAUACAAUUCUUCUCCAUUGCAUGAUCAUCUGCACUUAAUGGCAAAUGCCACUGCCAAAUUAUGUUGAAUUCUUUGAGACAUCUCUUCCUUUCAUGAAAUUUUAUUUCAAUUUUAGCAAGAAUUGACACAUGUGUAUAUAAACAUAAAUUCUAAAAUGAUUUGUGUAUCAUGUAUUCUAGUUCAAGAUGAAUUCAUGUUACACCUAGCUAGGUAUUAUUGCAUUCUAAGAAGCCAAAGGUAUAAAUAUGUUCUUGUGAAAAUCUUAUAAAUACAUGUACAUUCAAACAGAACCCAAUAUCAAGGAUUGAACAUAUUGUAAGUAAGGUUUGAUAAUUUGGUGAGAGCUUAUGCAAAUGGAGACGAUGGGAACUGCUGUAUAUUGCAAGCAUGGAAAUGAAAACUAAAGGCAGAUCAACACAGCAAGGAGAAGGUGAAGUGAAA
Molecule: messenger RNA, 2525 nt
Organism: Strongylocentrotus purpuratus (purple sea urchin)
Lineage: Eukaryota; Metazoa; Echinodermata; Echinoidea; Camarodonta; Strongylocentrotidae
Gene: atp6v0c
Product: V-type proton ATPase 16 kDa proteolipid subunit
Exons: 3
Coding region: 174-641 (155 amino acids)
Biological process (GO): proton transmembrane transport
Cellular component (GO): proton-transporting V-type ATPase, V0 domain
Molecular function (GO): proton-transporting ATPase activity, rotational mechanism
Source: RefSeq, a predicted model, not a curated record